Cuscuta epithymum is the source of this 2233-nucleotide messenger RNA. NCBI's taxonomy places the organism in Eukaryota, Viridiplantae, Streptophyta, Magnoliopsida, Solanales, Convolvulaceae. The record is from the annotation of a GenBank genome assembly.
GGGGGAGUGAUACCGCCCCAAAUCCGCCCAUUGCCAUCCCCAGCUCCAACUACUUAUCUUCUUUGCACAUAUACGUACAGACCCAGCGUUAGGUGUGGGUUUGCACCAAGUACACUUCAUAGAAUCAAUUGCGCUCCGGACUUUUAUAUAUAUUCCCGCCGCUAGCUCCUACCGGUCGCCAUUUUGGCCCAACUCAGAAAAAUGGUGAGAACUGUGAAGAGUCAUCACGAAGGGGAUGAAGAUGACGACUUGGAUUUUUCUUCCAGAGCUCUUGAUGAUUCCUCCGAGAAGGUUACAAUGGAUGGGAGGAGCAGUGAUCAGAAGACGAAUACACUUCGGUCCAAGCACUCUGAGACAGAGCAGCGAAGGAGGAGCAAAAUCAACGAGAGAUUCCAAACAUUGAGGGAUCUCAUACCUGAGAAUGAUCAGAAGAGAGACAAAGCUUCGUUCUUGCUGGAGGUUAUUCAGUAUAUUCAGUUUUUAAAAGAGAAAAUACAGAUGUAUGAAGGAGCAAGCCAAGAUUGGAGUCCAGAGCCCUCAAAGUUGAUGCCAUGGAGAAGAAGCUCUUCUGGCCCUCCCCAAAUCUUCACAGAACAGUCCCAUCUGAUCAGGAGUGGCUCUGCUCAUGAAGACAAUAUUGUUGUGGACUCUAUAUUACUUCCUAAUAACACACGUGACUCUGUAGAAUCUGGCAUGAAUGGGGAAGCUGGCUAUAAAAUAAUGGAUGAACACCACCGUGAAGUAAUAAAUGAAGUUAUCCCUUACAACAUGCCUGUACAGCCAAGUUUAUUCGAUGGUAUAUCGAUCCAACCCUCUCACGGAUCUUCUACCUACACUGAUCAGUUGGCUUCUGAGGCACAACUGUUUGAAUGGUCUGAUAAACCGCAUAAGAUACAAUCUGAAGACCUAAUCUUUGAUCAGAAUGACAGGGAUGAGCUGAAAAACAAAUGCAGGGAUGACAGUUCUCCAAAUGACUACUCUCAGAGGUUGUUGAAUACCCUAAACCAGACACUGGCAUCUAUGGGAGUUGAUAUGUCACAGGCAAAUAUUUCAGUUGAACUUGAUGUUGGUAAUUAUACAAGCAGCAGAACUGCCGUUUCUGCAUUUAAUGGUUGCGAGAAUUAUGACCAUGCUCAUAAAAAGCUCAGAAGAUAGCAGUUAAUUAGGAGUUCUGGUCUUACCAUUGAAAAGGCGCACCUUAGUCUCCUGCAUCUCACAAUUUUCCCAGGCAGACAAUUGAGGUGACCUGGAACUUGUUUGACCACUAAACCCUAACAUUUUUUCCGUAUCCCUGAAAGACCUCCCUCUGUAUCACUCUGUGCUAUGCCCAAACCAUGGCUUGGAUUUGUUAUUCCGAAAGAAGAAGACAGGGAAAAGUGUGAAGAAUGAGCCACAGUUUCCCUUUCAAAUUCGAGGGUGAGAAGCCCGAUGAAACUCGAAAGAAGAAAGAGGAAGAAUAAGAUGGAUCAGAGGAGACUCAAGAUGAUUUUAAUUGGACAUGUUGCAUACUUUCAGUCCCAUAUCAACAGACUGGACUGCAACAGUUGUAAAAUACACAUAGAACAAACAUCUACAAGACUAAACUUAAACAAACAAACCAGAUCAUCAGACCAGACCAGAUAAUUUUAGUCCGAUUAAAAGCAUCCUUGAUUUGUUUUGUAAUGGGGGUAAUGAUGAUGAUUUUUUUGGCGGUGAUGAAUUGAAUGGAGUUGCUUUGCUGGCCAUUCUUCUUCAUUCUCCUUUCUUCCCAAUUGGGUCUUCUUGACCCGUCUUACUUCAUGUUUCUGCAAAUGAAGAAUCUCUCCAGAUUGAGAGUGUCCAACUUUACUAAUUAUUGGGAUUUCACUAAUGGAGCACCUCGUCAAUUACCUGGAAUUUGUCGCAGCAGCAAUGGGAGGAAAAGAUAGACGCUAUCGGGAAGACAAAAGAAGAAGAAAGAAGAUGCACCUGUGCAGCACAGACGCGAUAGGGAGGAGAAAAGAAAAGAUAAAGGAAAUAAUAGCAGGAUGGUAGGACCAAUCAAACAAGCCAUGUGAUCAAGUGACCUGUUGAAGUGAUUUAUUCAGGUCACCCGUACGUUUUUAGAAGAUGCUUUAUACUCCGCGUAUUGAAAAUAGACAUAUUUGAGAAUUCUGGGACUGUCCACAGUUGGGAUUAUUCUUCCUGUGAAUUUUUCCUUUAUAAAUGAUGUAGAAAAGCUAGACUUGUGUUUUAUGAUCCACCUUAGUUUUUG